UGGCCCCUUCAGGCCUUAGAAACAUAUUUAAAUUCAUAAACUCUCUGCCUUCAUCCUGGCUGAUCGUUUCUCAGGCUCAGUUUUAUUUCCUCUUCGUUUCCAUGGAGACUCCAACGUUUCUCUGGUCGUCAGGUUUUCCUCCUCAGGAGUUUUCAACAUGAACAUCAGUGAGUUGAGCUCUCAGCCCUGAGGGACUCCAGGUUUGAUCAGUUACAUUAUCUGUGGUUCUUGAGCUCUGAUAACGUUCAGAAAUGUUGGUUUGUUUCCAGGCUGCAGUUCUGAGUUCUGCUCACUUUUAUCGUUCAUCAGAUGAAGCUGCUGUGUAAAAGCAGCAGUUUGGUGCCAACAGGCUGAUUCUGUCGUGUCUCAGUCUCACAUCCUCCUGCUGCGGUUUGGCUCAACAGGAUGUUCUUAACUUCGCUCUGAGACGGACGGACAGAACGGCUUCAGCUGCAGACGAGAUGAACGCCGCCGCGCCGCCGCUGCUGCUCUGUUUAUCUCUGAGCUUCAGCUGCUGCCAGACGGUUUCCUGCCACGACGCGCCCCGUCCCUCCUCCCUGGUCGUCUCCCCCAACCAGUCUCAGUUCUAUGAGUACGGUUCUGUCUCCCUCAGCUGUGAGCAGUUUGGACCGGACGGAUGGACGGUGUGGAGACAAACCGCAUCGGGGUUGCAGGUGUCUCCAUGUUCUGUGUGGGGAAGUCAAACCUCCUCCACCUGCACCAUCAGCACCCUGAAGAAGACGGACAGCGGCGUGUACUGGUGCGAGUCCAGACACCGAGACAGCAGCCACACCGUCAACAUCACCGUCACCAUUGGACAGGUGGUCCUGAUCGGUCCGGUCCUUCCUGUGACGGAGGGAGAUGACAUCACUCUGACCUGUCAACAUAAGAGCGCUCCAGGUUCAAACGCUGAGUUCUUCAAAGACGGAUCCAAGAUGGGGUCUGAAGGUGGCCUGAUCCUCCGUAACGUCUCCAGGGCCCAUGAAGGAGGUUACACCUGUAGAGUCAACGGCGUUUCAUCUGAGACCAGCUGGCUGCUCGUCAAAGAUGUGUCCAAGCCGGCAUCUCUGAGCGUGAGUCCGGACUCGUCUCAGGUUCUGGAGUAUCAGUCCUUCAGUCUGAGCUGCAGCAGCUCGGCUCCAGGAUGGACCAUCAGACGCUUCUCUGAAAACACCAGGAAGACGUCCAGCUGUGGGGGGGACUGGGGCGUCCUGUCUUCCUCUGUCUGCAGGCUGCAGACGGCCAAGAAGUCUGACAGCGCCCUCUACUGGUGUGAGUCUCCCACCAUGCAGCGGAGCAACACGGUUCAGAUUACCGUGUAUGACCGACCGGUGGUUCUGCUGAUCCCGGCUCUGCCUGUGGCGUCUGGACGAAACGUUAAUCUGACCUGCCUGACCAGGAGCCCGUCUGCUGCCUCGGCUGAUUUCUAUAGAAACGAUUCCUUCAUCGGGUCGGGAUCCUGGUCCUUCAUCCUGAGAUCCGUUUCCACGGACGAUGAAGGUUCCUACAGCUGCAGGACGGGAGGCGGAGCCUCUCCGCCCGGCUGGCUGUCGGUCAGAGCUCCUCCAGAUCCAGAUCCAGAUCCAGAUCCAGAUCCAGAUUCUUCUUCUUCUCCUCUUCGCUCCAUCCUGUGGAAAAUCCUCUACGCUCCGGUUUCCAUCUUUUAUUUCAUCCCCACCUGCGUCUUCAUCUACAAGCUCAGACACAGAGCCACAGGCUGGAGCCCAGCGGGCCGGACCAGAACCUCUGGACCCAGACGAGCCGCAGAAGAGGAAGAAGCAGCAGGUGGAGACGACUAUGACGACGCCAUGGCUCCUGUCACCACUCAGCAUCAUUUCUGAAUCUGGUUUAAUCUCUGAACGUUUUCCUGUCUGUGUCGUUUGUUUCUAUAUAAUCUGUAUGAAGAACAAAGAAUAAAAUUAUUUUUUAAUUA
Xiphophorus hellerii (green swordtail) is the source of this 1933-nucleotide messenger RNA. Its product is annotated as sialoadhesin-like. The record is from RefSeq and is a predicted model, not a curated record. The coding region runs from base 462 to 1841 and encodes 459 amino acids. Gene Ontology annotation, cellular component: external side of plasma membrane. NCBI's taxonomy places the organism in Eukaryota, Metazoa, Chordata, Actinopteri, Cyprinodontiformes, Poeciliidae. The transcript is spliced from 9 exons. Gene Ontology annotation, biological process: immune response; cell surface receptor signaling pathway. Gene Ontology annotation, molecular function: transmembrane signaling receptor activity.